AUGGCCUUCCCUACCAUUGUCCUGCAAGCCUCCCGCUUGGCCGCUACUAUUUACCUGCGAGCUGCGAAAGACGGAAUACCUCUUGAAGACCAUAGAAAUCAUGACGACGUGAACCGCCUGGGCGCGCUUUUGCAUGAGAGUCCGCUGACGGCUUUUAACGGGAGCCGCUGCGGCGCAGUCCCAUCCCAAAAGACAGUAUUUGGUGGCCGAGCUAAUUAG
Molecule: messenger RNA, 219 nt
Organism: Cladophialophora yegresii CBS 114405
Lineage: Eukaryota; Fungi; Ascomycota; Eurotiomycetes; Chaetothyriales; Herpotrichiellaceae
Exons: 2
Coding region: 1-219 (72 amino acids)
Source: RefSeq, a predicted model, not a curated record